Molecule: messenger RNA, 2550 nt
Organism: Polistes dominula (European paper wasp)
Lineage: Eukaryota; Metazoa; Arthropoda; Insecta; Hymenoptera; Vespidae
Product: Vacuolar H[+] ATPase 68 kDa subunit 2
Biological process (GO): proton transmembrane transport; ATP metabolic process
Cellular component (GO): proton-transporting V-type ATPase, V1 domain; lysosomal membrane
Molecular function (GO): proton-transporting ATPase activity, rotational mechanism; ATP hydrolysis activity; ATP binding
Source: RefSeq, a predicted model, not a curated record
AAAUGAACACAUUGGACAGUCAGCUGACCCGUCUUGUGAUAGCAGCCACCUUAUACCAGUUGUGUCGGCUGGAUUCGCAUUACGAGACGCUAUACGUCGUUAUAAAUACCACGUGAUUUAUAAACAAAUUCACAAUGACGAGCCACGGGCUGUCAAAAAUUGGACAGGAUGAGAAGGAGUCCAAGUAUGGAUAUGUUUAUGCUGUUUCCGGACCUGUUGUUACUGCGGAGAAAAUGUCAGGCUCUGCUAUGUAUGAAUUAGUUAGAGUUGGAUAUUAUAACUUGGUAGGAGAAAUUAUUCGUUUAGAAGGAGACAUGGCUACUAUUCAGGUAUAUGAAGAAACCAGCGGUGUAACUGUAGGAGAUCCUGUACUUAGAACAGGAAAGCCAUUAUCUGUAGAAUUGGGUCCUGGAAUAUUAGGCAGUAUUUUUGAUGGUAUACAGCGUCCGUUAAAGGAUAUUAAUGAACUUACCAGUUCCAUUUAUAUACCAAAGGGUAUUAAUGUACCUUCCUUAUCGCGUUCCACAUCGUGGGAAUUUAAUCAUUCGAACAUAAAAAAUGGCAGUCAUAUAACCGGCGGUGAUCUGUAUGGUAUAGUUUAUGAAAAUACGUUAGUAAAGCAUAAAAUGAUUUUACCUCCAAAGAGCAGAGGCACUGUUACUUAUAUCGCACCGAAUGGAAAUUAUACGGUCGAUGAUGUUGUAUUGGAGACAGAAUUUGAUGGUGUUAGGCAAAAGUAUACUAUGCUUCAGGUAUGGCCAGUACGUCAACCCCGUCCAGUUACAGAAAAAUUGCCAGCCAAUCAUCCGUUACUUACCGGACAACGUGUAUUAGAUUCUCUUUUCCCAUGCGUACAAGGAGGAACAACUGCCAUUCCUGGAGCUUUUGGAUGCGGAAAAACAGUCAUUUCUCAAGCUUUGUCGAAAUAUUCAAAUUCUGACGUUAUUAUAUACGUAGGAUGUGGUGAGCGUGGUAACGAAAUGUCCGAAGUAUUACGUGAUUUUCCCGAAUUAACGGUGGAAAUCGAUGGUGUUACCGAAUCUAUCAUGAAACGUACAGCUUUGGUAGCUAACACUUCCAACAUGCCUGUCGCUGCUCGAGAAGCUUCUAUUUAUACCGGUAUCACUUUAUCUGAAUACUUCCGAGAUAUGGGUUACAAUGUUUCAAUGAUGGCUGACUCUACUUCUCGAUGGGCAGAAGCAUUGCGUGAAAUUUCUGGUCGUUUGGCUGAAAUGCCCGCAGAUUCUGGUUAUCCUGCAUAUCUUGGUGCUCGAUUAGCCAGUUUUUAUGAACGUGCAGGACGAGUUAAGUGCCUAGGAAAUCCAGAUAGAGAAGGAUCUGUCAGUAUCGUCGGUGCCGUAUCUCCACCAGGUGGUGAUUUCUCAGAUCCUGUUACUAGCGCUACUCUUGGUAUAGUACAGGUGUUCUGGGGAUUGGAUAAAAAACUUGCACAACGCAAACAUUUUCCAUCUAUUAAUUGGCUUAUAUCGUACAGUAAAUAUUUACGUGCAUUAGAUGAUUUUUAUGACAAAAACUUUCCUGAUUUUGUGCCACUGAGAACAAAAGUAAAAGAAAUUUUACAAGAGGAAGAAGAUUUAUCUGAAAUUGUACAGCUGGUUGGUAAAGCUUCUCUUGCAGAAACAGAUAAGAUUACAUUAGAAGUUGCUAAACUUUUGAAAGACGAUUUUCUUCAACAAAACAGUUACUCCCCGUACGAUCGUUUCUGUCCAUUUUAUAAAACUGUAGGAAUGUUAAGAAACAUGAUUGCAUUUUAUGAUAUGGCAAGGCACGCGGUAGAAUCUACUGCUCAAUCUGACAAUAAGAUUACAUGGAAUGUCAUUCGUGAUGGUAUGGGUAAUAUUCUUUAUCAACUAAGUUCAAUGAAAUUUAAGGAUCCUGUGAAAGACGGAGAAACUAAGAUAAGAGCUGAUUUCGAUCAGUUACAUGAAGAUAUCCAACAGGCAUUCAGAAAUCUAGAAGAUUAAUUUGUUACGGGAGUAUCAACUAGCAACAAUGUUGGAUUACUUUCAUUUUUAGAUAGUAUGAUUUAAGGACGUCCCGGUUUAAUUUAAAAACAUAAGGAAAAAUGAACAAAAAAUAAUUCCUCACAUAAAAAAAGAAACAACAAAAGAAAUAAAAAUAAUAGAUCAUUUUCAUUAAAUUGACCAUUUCUUUUACGAAGUAGCAAUAAUGUGUAAUACAUUAAAAUGUAUGUUUCUUAUGUAUUAUAAUACGCAUAAUAAUGCGUACCCUUAUAUUGCAUAUAAAUACGCCUAAGACAAUAAAGCGGGAUGUUCUUAGAUACCUAUUUGUGUCACUUGGAAAUGUGUUAAACAUUCUUAUAUAUUAUACUUGCAUUACAUGUGAUAGAAUCACUUGUGUAAUUAGGAAAUGAUAUAAAAUUAGAAAAUUUCAUUUUGCAAUCUAUUUUUAUUGCUUCCGUCUUCUAUGCAUUUGUAUAAUACACAUAUGUGAAAAUAUCGUGAAAUGCUUCCUGAAUAUAGAAACAAUAAUAAAAUGCAAGAGCAGAUAAUUAUCUAACAGUUUAAA